AUGGUGCAGCACUGGUCCGUGAUGAAGCAUCGGUCCCUGGUGCAGCAUCGGUCCCUGGUGCAGGAUCAGUCCCUGGUGCAGCACAGGUCUGUGGCACUGCACCAGCAUCGCUCCCCAGUGCAGCAUCAGUCCCCGGCGCUGCAUCCAUCCCUGGCGCAGCAUCAGUCCACGGCCAAGGGUUGGUCCCUGCUGCAGCCUUGGUCCCAGGUGCCACAUUGGUCCAUGGUGCAGCACUGGUCCGUGAUGAAGCAUCGGUCCCUGGUGCAGCACCAGUCCCCAGUACCGCAUCAGUCCAUGAUGCAGCAUCGGUCCAUGGUGCAGCACUGGUCUAGUUUCAACGGGCUGGCAAGCAAGGCCAGGGAGAGCUCUGAGGCCGAGGGGGAGCCGACAGCGUUGCCCACGCUGGCGGAGAGGGAGGCGGAGGCUCGUUUCGUGAGCACGGCGCCCACGCUGAAGCUCCUCAACCACCACCCACUGCUGGAGGACCUGCUGCACGAAGCCUUCCUGAAGAAGGACUACCUGGGCCAGGCACCAUUCCUGCCCGCCGGCCCCGGUCCCCUCCUGCCCGCUGGUGCCCUCCAGCCGGCCCCUGGCCCCCCGGCCCCUGAGCGGGUGCCGGGGGCCACUGUGGUCCCCGGGGAUGAGGAGGGGACCACCACCACCUCCACCAUCACCACCACCACUGUCACCACGCUGCAGGGGCCAGCCCCCUGCAACCGGACACUGGCGGGCCCCGAGGGCUGGCUGGUGUCCCCGGAGUCGGCCGCUGUCCCCUACGAUGGCAGCCUAGACUGCACCUACACCAUCUCCGUCUACCCUGGCUACGGCGUGGAGCUCAAGGUACAAAACAUCAGCCUGUUGGAGGGGGAGAUGCUGACGGUGGAGAGCGCGGGGAGCCUGGAGCCCACCCUCCUGGCCAACGAGUCCUUCCUGCUGCGGGGCCAGGUCAUCAGGGGGCGGGCUGGGGUCCUGGGGGAUCUGUGUGUCCCCCCCCAGUAACACCGCUGCCUGCCCCCAGCCUACCUGCUGAGCUGCCCCUUCCCGGCGCGGCCGGCUUUCGGGGAGGUCUCAGUCAGCAGCCUGCACCCCGGCGGGGACGCCCGCUUCCGCUGCACCACCGGCUACCAGCUGCAGGGAGCCCGCCGGCUCACCUGCCGCAAUGCCACCCGCCCCUUCUGGAGCGCCCGUGAGCCCCUCUGCCUUGCGGCGUGCGGCGGGGUGGUCCGGAACGCCACCGUGGGACGCAUCGUCUCGCCCGGCUUCCCCGGGAACUACAGCAACAACCUGACGUGCCACUGGCUGCUGGAAGCGCCCGCCAGCCACCGCCUGCACCUCCACUUCGAGAAGGUCUCGCUGGCAGAGGAUGACGACAGGCUGAUCAUCCGCAACGGCAACAACGUGGAGGCGCCGCCGGUGUAUGACUCCUACGAGGUGGAGUACCUGCCCAUCGAGGGGCUGCUCAGCACCGGGCGCCACUUCUUCGUGGAGCUCACCACCGACAGCAGCGGGGCCGCUGCGGGCAUGGCGCUGCGAUACGAGGCCUUUGAGCAGGGGCAUUGCUACGAGCCCUUCGUUAAGUACGGGAACUUCACGGCCAGCAACCCCCGGUACUCUGUGGGCACCACAGUGGAGUUCAGCUGCGACCCCGGCUACACGCUGGAGCAGGGCUCCACCAUCAUCGAGUGUGUCGACCCCAGCGACCCGCAGUGGAAUGAGACGGAGCCGGCAUGCCGUGCGGUGUGCAGCGGGGAGCUGACGGACGCGGCCGGCGUGGUGCUGUCACCCAACUGGCCAGAGGCGUACGGCAAGGGCCAGGACUGCAUCUGGGGGCUGCACGUGGAGGAGGACAAGCGCGUCAUGCUGGACGUCCGCGUGCUGCGGCUGGGUGCGGGGGACGUACUGACCUUCUAUGACGGGGACGACCUGACGGCGCGCAUCCUGGGCCAGUAUGCCAGUGCCCGUGGCCGCUUCAAGCUCUACGCCUCCACCGCCGAUGUCACCGUCCAGUUCCAGUCCGACCCCGGCGCUGGCACCUUCGCCUAUCGGCAAGGGUUCGUCAUCCACUUCUCCGAGGUCCCCCGUAACGACACCUGCCCCGAGCUGCCGGACAUCGCCAACGGCUGGAAGACGUCCUCGCAGCCAGAGCUGCUCCACGGCACCGUGGUCACCUACCAUUGCUACCCCGGCUUCCAGCUGGCCGGCACCGACCUCCUGAUGUGCCACUGGGACCUGACGUGGAGCGGCGACCUGCCCUCCUGCGAGCGGGUGACCUCCUGCCGGGACCCCGGGGACGCCGAGCACAGCCGCAGGGUGGUCUCCAGCCCCAAAUUCCCGGUGGGAGCCACCGUGCAGUACAUCUGUGACAAGGGCUAUGUCCUGGCGGGGGCAGGGACCCUCACCUGCCACGACCGCGCUGCGGGGGGACCCAAGUGGAGCGACCGUCUCCCCAAGUGCAUCCCGGAGACGUACGAGCCUUGCCACAACCCCGGCGUGCCGGCGGGCGGGCGGCAGAGGCCCGAGCGGCGGGUGGAGCCACAAAUCCAAGCCCUCCUGGCUCCCCCCAAGAGCGAAGAUGGGGAAAAGAAGAGCAGGAGGCCCGAGAAGGAGCCCAGGCGAAGUGGCAGGGGCACUAACCACGAUAGCUGCGAUAGCUGCAAGGAAGGAGGGGAUCUGCUGUGCUGCGAUCACUGCCCCGCCGCUUUCCACCUCCAGUGCUGGUAA
Aptenodytes forsteri (emperor penguin) is the source of this 2721-nucleotide messenger RNA. It is a transcript of the gene SEZ6, whose product is annotated as seizure related 6 homolog. NCBI's taxonomy places the organism in Eukaryota, Metazoa, Chordata, Aves, Sphenisciformes, Spheniscidae. Gene Ontology annotation, cellular component: dendritic spine; dendritic shaft; endoplasmic reticulum. The transcript is spliced from 15 exons. The record is from RefSeq and is a predicted model, not a curated record. Gene Ontology annotation, biological process: regulation of dendrite development; synapse maturation.